Molecule: messenger RNA, 1839 nt
Organism: Siniperca chuatsi (mandarin fish)
Lineage: Eukaryota; Metazoa; Chordata; Actinopteri; Centrarchiformes; Sinipercidae
Gene: smyd1a
Product: SET and MYND domain containing 1a
Exons: 10
Coding region: 146-1585 (479 amino acids)
Cellular component (GO): nucleus
Molecular function (GO): protein binding
Source: RefSeq, a predicted model, not a curated record
AAGGAGAGAGGGGGCAAGUGCUCCUGAAUGUUAGUGACAACUCUACUCCCUGCAGCUUGUUUAGUCCCUUAUCCCUCGGCCUGUCCCACCCUCAGCCACUUUCUCCUUCCUCUCUGUCUCCUCUGUGUUUUGUUUGGCCAGUACAAUGACUGUGGGGAACAUGGAGAGCGCUGAGCUGUUUGAUGCAGGGAAGAAAGGUCGAGGCCUGAGGGCCACCAAAGAGCUUAACGCUGGGGAAGUGGUCUUCGCUGAGCCCAGUUUCGCUGCUGUGGUCUUCAACAGUUUGGCCACUCAGGUGUGCCACAGCUGUUUCCGGCACCAGGCCAAACUGCACCGGUGUGCCCAGUGUAAGUUUGCCCACUACUGCGACCGCACCUGCCAGACUGCAUGUUGGAAUGAACACAAGCAGGAGUGUGGAGCCAUCAAGAAGAUCGGCAUGGCGCCCAGCGAGAAUGUUCGUCUGGCUGCUCGUGUGCUGUGGCGUAUGCACAAGGACACGGGCAUUGUGUCAGACAGUCAGCUGAUCUCAGUGGACCAGCUGGAAGACCACGUGGCCGACCUAUGUGAAGAAGACCUCAAGCAGCUCAAGAUUGAUGUGCCCAACUUCCUGGAAUACUGGUCCUAUGGAAGCAAGCAGCACUCUGUCAACUACAUUUCACACAUCUUUGGCAUUAUCAAGUGUAAUGGAUUCACACUGAGUGACCAGAGAGGCCUGCAGGCUGUUGGUGUGGGUCUUUUCCCCAACCUGUGUCUGGUCAACCAUGACUGUUGGCCCAACUGCACUGUCAUCCUCAACCACGGAAACCAAUCAGCUGUGAGUUCUGCUCUCCACUCUCAGAGGAGGAUCGAGCUGCGAGCGUUGGGGAAAAUCCCUGAGGGUGAGGAGCUGACCGUCAGCUACGUGGACUUUCUCAACCUGUCUGCUGACCGCCAGAAGAAGCUGAAGGAGCAUUUCCACUUUGAGUGCACCUGCGAACACUGCAGCCAGCACAUCAAGGACGACCUGAUGAUGGCUGCCGCAGAGAGCGAGGGGAACAAACCCUCUGCUGAUAAGGUGAAAGAGGUGACUGCCUUCAGUAAAGAGUGUCUGGAGAAGAUUGAGAGGUCCCGUACUGAGAAGGAUUACCACAAGGUGGUGAAGUUGUGUCGUGAGUGUCUGGAGAAGCAGGAGAACGUCCUGGCUGACACUCACCUGUACAAGCUGCGUGUGCUCAGCAUCGGCAGUGAGGUGCUUUCAUACCUGCAGUUCUUCUCUGAGGCUGCAGACUAUGCCCGCAGGAUGGUGGAGGGAUACAUGAAGUUGUACCACCCCAACAACGCCCAGUUGGGCAUGGCCAUCAUGCGGGCAGGUGUCACCCACUGGCAUGCAGGGCAAAUAGAGGUGGGUCAUGGUAUGAUCUGCAAGGCCUACGGCAUCCUCAUGGUCACCCAUGGACCCAACCACGCCAUCACCAGAGACCUGGAGUCCAUGCGCAUGCAGACUGAGAUAGAGCUGAAGAUGUUCAAGAAGAAUGAGUAUGUGUACCACACCAUGAGGGAUGCUGCUCUGAAGAAACCAGCUCAAAGCCAGCCGCUCCUCCACUGAUCAAAGACCAAAGGCCUCUUCCACAAGCAAUAAUCAGCUUCACCCCUGAAGAUCCUGUCAUUGAAAAAUGAUAACAUGCUGAUGUUCUGACGCAUGUCUAACUGUUCACUGACAUGUACAUGUUCAGUAUGUCCUCUAAAGCUCUGCACUCAGGCCCUGUGCUGCGUCUCUGAAUCAGUAUGUCUGAUGAUACACUGUUCUGUUCAAACCAACAUGUGCAGAUGUACAGUAUCUACAAUAAAAGUGGGAUACAA